Messenger RNA from Salvia splendens (bonfire salvia), 2171 nucleotides. Its product is annotated as DEAD-box ATP-dependent RNA helicase 8. The record is from RefSeq and is a predicted model, not a curated record. The transcript is spliced from 10 exons. Gene Ontology annotation, molecular function: ATP binding; nucleic acid binding; RNA helicase activity. The coding region runs from base 301 to 1779 and encodes 492 amino acids. NCBI's taxonomy places the organism in Eukaryota, Viridiplantae, Streptophyta, Magnoliopsida, Lamiales, Lamiaceae.
UCCUGGGACGCCCGCCCUAGAACGGUCGCAUUCGUAGACUCAAUUUCUCUUUCAACCUUCGCUUUCCCCACGAAAAUCUUUGCAGCAUAUUCCUCCCUCCCUCCCUCCCUCUCAAUUGCGAGACACCACUGAAUCUUCUACCUCGCCCAAAUUUUGUUUCUCGCACAAUUUAUGCACAUAACCCACUCGAUCUGUAUCUCCUGAUUUCCAAGGCUGUGUAUUUUGAUACGAAUUGAAGCGCAGGAUCGCCCAAUCCGCCAUUGUUUCAAAGUUAAUUUCAGUAAUUAGUAUCUAUUUUUGAUGAGUUCGCGAGCGAGAUACCCACCGCCGGGAAUGGGUGGCGGCAGAGGCGGAUACGGCGGAAUGAACCCGAAUGCCGGACCAAACCCUAAUUUUCAGCCUCGAAACCCUAUGCACCAGUAUGUGCAAAGAAGUCCAGCUCCUAGUAAUCAGAAUCAACAAUUGUUUCAGAAUCAGCAGCAAUGGCUGCGAAGAAAUCAGCUGCCUCCUUCCGAUUCCGCUGUCGACGAGGUUGAAAAGACCGUACAGUCGGAAGCCGUCGAUUCUAGUUCACAAGAUUGGAAGGCAAACUUAAAGUUACCACCACGGGACAAUCGUUACAGAACUGAGGAUGUUACAGCUACCAAAGGAAAUGAAUUUGAAGACUACUUUUUAAAGCGCGAACUGCUAAUGGGAAUAUACGAAAAGGGUUUCGAGAGCCCUUCUCCGAUCCAGGAAGAGAGUAUUCCAAUUGCUCUCACUGGAAGUGAUAUUUUGGCUAGGGCAAAAAAUGGAACUGGAAAAACUGCAGCGUUUUGCAUUCCUGCCUUGGAGAAGAUUGAUCAAGAUAAAAAUGUUAUUCAAGUUGUUAUUCUUGUCCCAACAAGAGAAUUGGCUCUUCAAACAUCACAAGUUUGUAAAGAACUCGGGAAGCACUUACAAAUUCAAGUCAUGGCAACUACUGGUGGAACUAGCUUGAAAGAUGACAUAAUGCGCCUUUAUCAACCAGUGCAUUUACUUGUUGGGACACCAGGAAGAAUUCUUGAUCUUGCUAACAAGAAUGUCUGUGUUCUGAAUGAGUGUAGCAUGCUUAUAAUGGAUGAGGCUGAUAAGCUUCUGUCACCAGAGUUCCAACCUUCUAUCGAGCAGUUAAUUCGCUUUAUGCCUGUAAACCGCCAGAUUCUUAUGUUCUCAGCUACAUUUCCUGUUACAGUAAAAGAUUUCAAAGAUCGAUAUCUGAGAAAACCCUAUAUCAUCAACCUUAUGGAUGAGCUUACCCUCAAGGGUAUAACCCAGUUCUAUGCUUUUGUUGAAGAAAGACAGAAAGUUCACUGCCUCAACACCCUUUUUUCAAAGCUUCAAAUAAACCAGUCUAUUAUUUUUUGCAAUUCUGUGAAUCGGGUGGAACUUCUUGCCAAGAAAAUUACGGAACUUGGCUAUUCUUGCUUUUACAUUCAUGCUAAGAUGCUUCAGGAUCACCGCAACAGAGUAUUUCACGACUUCCGUAAUGGUGCCUGCAGGAAUCUUGUUUGCACAGACUUGUUUACAAGAGGGAUAGAUAUCCAGGCUGUCAAUGUUGUAAUCAAUUUUGAUUUUCCUAAGAAUUCAGAAACAUAUUUACACAGGGUUGGGCGAUCUGGAAGAUUUGGACAUCUUGGUUUAGCUGUGAAUCUCAUCACCUAUGAGGACCGUUUCAAUUUGUAUAGGAUUGAACAAGAAUUAGGAACAGAAAUCAAGCAGAUACCACCACAAAUUGACCUGGCCGUAUACUGUCAGUGAUCUGUGGGGACUGCUAUUCAACCCAUAAUUUGAAGUUUGUAAGUUGCAGGAAAGUUGCUGCCUGUGGAAGAGGUGAGAUGAUCGAAGGUCGGGGUUAAGAUGGAAUCAUGCUCUUGGUAUUGAGAAGCUCUAUGUCUGACCAGUAAUGAAGAUGAUGCCCAGAUUUCCAACAUAUUGGGCAUCUGAUGGUUCUUGAACUUCUAAAGAUGGUAUACCAUAUAAUUUCAGGAUUAUGCCCCUAUUGCUCUAGGUUAUGAAUCGUUUUAUUCUCUCUAUUAACGUUAGACUAUGUCAAUCCUGUGUUCCUGUAUGUUCUGCGUGACCCCGGAAAGAGGGCUUUCUUAUUCUACUUUGUACGUGUGAUCUUCAAUGAAGGAGAAAGAGUUUGGUUC